Molecule: messenger RNA, 758 nt
Organism: Aspergillus sclerotioniger CBS 115572
Lineage: Eukaryota; Fungi; Ascomycota; Eurotiomycetes; Eurotiales; Aspergillaceae
Exons: 1
Coding region: 104-607 (167 amino acids)
Source: RefSeq, a predicted model, not a curated record
CUUUACUAUCCACACACUACCCAUUCAAACCUCCUACCACAUUAUCAUACUACUGCCUACCUACCCAAUCCCACCAUUGACAACACACUAAAUAAUCACCAAAAUGCCUUCCACCCCCUCCCAACUAGACCUCCCCCUCAUAAAAUCCACAAUCCACACCUUCCUAACCACCCUCUCCGACCCCCAAUCCAACCCCCUAGAAUCCCUCCUCCCAAAAUUCACCACCUCCCCCGCACCCCUAAUCCACGAACACGGACUCCCCUCCCUCGCCCCGUUCCUGGGCCGAGACUUCGUGGGCCAAGAUGGCAUAAAAGAAUAUUUCUUGACUAUGGGUGGGGUGUUGGGGUUUGAGGAUAUGCGGUUUGAGGAUGAGGAGGGGUGGAUUAUGCAGGAUAUGGGGAUUGGGGGAUGGGUUGUGGUUAUUAGAGGUUGGGCGAGGUUUUUUGCGAAGAGGACGGGGGAAGGGUGGAGGGAGGGGUUUGUUUAUAGGUUGAGGGUUGUGAGGGAGGAUGGGGAGUGGAAGAUUCAAGAGUAUCGGGUUUGGGCGGAUACAGGAGCGGCGUAUUUGGCUUUGAGGGGGGAGUUGGGGAAAUUGAAUGACGAGUGAAUGGGAUUGUAUUGAUGAUUGGGGAGUUUAUAUGAUGGAUGUGUGAAUUGUGAACAGUGAAAUGUAUGGAGUAUGCAGAAGCAGAAGAAGUGAAUGGUUACUGUAUGAUCCAUUAUCUGGAAAUACAAGGUUAUACUAUUCUGUUCAUAUC